Messenger RNA from Penicillium verrucosum, 1146 nucleotides. Its product is annotated as TauD/TfdA family dioxygenase. The transcript is spliced from 4 exons. Lineage: Eukaryota; Fungi; Ascomycota; Eurotiomycetes; Eurotiales; Aspergillaceae. The record is from RefSeq and is a predicted model, not a curated record. The coding region runs from base 1 to 1146 and encodes 381 amino acids. Gene Ontology annotation, molecular function: oxidoreductase activity.
AUGGCCCCCGGACUAGUGGAAGACUUCGUCGAGCCCCGUCAUGCUCUCUGUAUUUCCAGAUGGAUUCAAAACAUCCGGCCAACACCCCCCAUAUAUUCACUGAUUCGGUCCUAUGCCGAUUUCCCCAAGACCCUUACCGGCCCUACAGUGUGGAAAGCCGAGGACUAUCGCGAGAAUCCUGAGCUUUGGACACAUCAGUUCACCGCAGAGGAUAUCGUAGAGAUCAGCGAUGCUGCAGAUCAGUUUACACAAACCGGGACCUCUUUGACUGGAAUAUCGAAGCGGCUGGAAAAGCUUAGGCAAGAUCUGAUCAAUGGGAAAGGAUUCUUUCGCUUUCGAGGACUUCCUGUUCAGAAGUGGGAUCUUCAGAAAUGCGCAACAGCCUAUAUGGGCCUUGGCACAUACUUAGGCUACUUCGUCAGUCAAAACGGCCGUGGUCAUGUCCUUGGUCAUGUCAAGGAUUUAGGAGACGACCCGACCAAAACCGACAGAGUUCGAAUCUACCGAACGAAUGCUCGUCAAUACUUCCACACGGAUGGAGCUGAUCUUGUUGGCCUCCUUUGUAUCGCCAAAUCUCUAUCUGGCGGGGAGUCUGACAUUGCGUCCACGCACCAUGUAUUCAAUGUACUACAGGAGAGAGAUCCAGAUGUGACACGAACUCUAUGUGAACCCAACUGGUACUUCGACCGGAAGGGUGAGACGUCCGAAGGCGAAGAAGGCUGGAUUCGGGGUAGCAUCUUCUAUCUCGAAAACGAUAGCGGCAGGUCUAGCCCACGAGUCUACGCAAGGUUCGAUCCUAUGAACGUGACAUCGUUAUCACGUUUCAACUCGGGGCCUGAUGCAUGCAUACCCCCGUUGUCAGACAGACAAAAACACGCCCUGGAGGUAUUUGAGAAGACCUGCGGUGAGCUAUCGCUACAUAUGGUCCUAGCUCCAGGUGAUAUUCAAUUCCUGAGUAAUACACAUGUCUUCCAUGCACGAACAGCCUACACGGAUCAUCCACCUGGAGCGGUAGACGAAGACAGACAGCCUGCCCGACGACGGCAUUUGAUGCGACUUUGGCUGUCGGCCCCAGAAUCAGAAGGAGGAUGGAAGCUGCCGUACCACGAUACUUUGGAGAAGAAACGGGGGGGGCAUACAGGUUAA